AUGAUUGAGUUGGCAUGGGCUUUUGCUGGUUUUGAUCGCAUUGAUAAAUCAGACAGUAACCUCUCAGCCGGUCCGAUGAGCGCAGGCGACAACUGUGUGCUUCCCCACCUAGGAUCCAAAGCUCAGCAACACGAUGCGAUCUUCACUGAAGCAAUCCAGCUUCUCGACUCCAUGAAAUCCUCACCAUCUUGCAAUCGCGUGGCGGUAACGCGACUUGUCACAUCGUGUCAAUUCACCGGGGCCAAAGAUACAAGCGAUUCGCAGGUUUACGAAUAUGAGACCUUGGAUCGCAUUCGGUCCAUUGGCAGUUUCUCCGCCCCCCCAGAUCCAGAUUUCGAUUCUCGUUCACGAACAAGCGCCAGCCGCCUGAUACUGGAAUCGACCUCUUUGCCCGAUGACGUCCUCGGACAGUGCCUGAAAGCCUUGGAGUCGCGACCUCAGUGGUGGACUUCAUAUAGCAACAACCGACAGAAUGCAAUGGUUAUAUGCCAAGCGGCUCGGAUUGAGGUGGAAAGAGAGGAACUGCUGGAUCUUCAUCGAGCCAUUGCAAAGACCAGCUCAAAGCUACACGAGGGACUAGAAGCAGCGCUAAACAACGCCGCUAUGGAAUCAUCUCGACACAUUACCUUUCUGGAAGAGGUCAGGGCAAUGCAAAAGAGUCUCGUGGAUGACCUGGAGAAGUCAGCAUCUGUUACUCAGAAUGCGCUCGAUAGGCUGCUUCAGGAGAUUUGGUCUGGCUUGGACAGCAUCGCUACUUCGGCUAGCUCGGUUAUGAAUAAUCUUCGGGGAGAGGCGGACACUCUGGCAAAGGAACUUCGAGAUGCCUCAGGAUCUGUCCGAAGCCUUCAAGACACUUUAAAUGAAGUGCAGGUAAACGCAAUUUCGCGGAGUCAGGAGGUGAUUCGCAUGCACGAAGAAGAUGCUCUAGCUUACCGAGAUGUGGCAUCGGUAUUGCACCAUUCACUUGAAUCAAUCGUGGACACAGACAUGGCCCGCCUUUUUCAGCGAAUGAUGACAUUCGAUUCCUCGUUGGAAUGGCUCAAUGGCCGGCUUGUCAUGAUUCUGGAACAGGAGAACAGAAUGUCUCAGCGUCUACAAACAAUGGAGAUCUCCAUGGAGCAAUCUUAUAACAGGGCCCAUGACCUACAACAAGCUCAACAGUCUCAGGCCAAAUUGCUAGCCGCCCAGUUCAAGACACAAGAUGAAAUGCAAUUCAAAGCACAAGUCUCUCAAGCUUUGCUGGACAAAGCUACUACAUCAGCUGCCAACCUACAUUCAAUGAUCGAUGAUGCGACGGUGAAAUUCAAACGUACACCCGGGUUGCACUCUGGGGGUAUUUCAGCGUGGACAGUGUGCGCCCUUCUUCUUAUCCUCAUCGGGGCACAGAGCACCAGGAUGGCAAUCGGUCUUUUCUUUCUUAUCUUUGCAGACACUGCCGAGCGCCACGUCCAUGUCACGUGUUCCGGAACCAGCAACGUGGGGAGGAAAGGGAAGGAAGUGAGUUGCCGUCCUCUUCUUCUUCCCUCCUCCGAUCUCCAAGAACUCCAAGCUACGCUUCUACUACAUUCCCACGCGGGUUAUUCUACUAUUUACGUAACUGUCAUCAUGCCUGGUGUUCCUCCCGAUGCCUUCGCCCAGGUGAAGAAGGGCCUCAAGAACAUCUUCCGUCGCAAGAAGGAGAAGAAGACUGAACAGAGCUCGGAGGCAAAGCCUACUGAGACUGCUGCCACUCCUGCUGCUGCCACCGCAGCAACCCCCGCUCAGCCUGCUGCUCCCACCGAGGGCACUGCCCCAGCUCCAACUCCAGCUCCAGAUGCCGCCCCGGCUGCUACCCCGGCUGCCUCCCCUGAGGCUAAGCCUGAGGCUACUCCUGCUGCUCCCGCUGAAGCUGCGCCAGCUGAGACCAAGCCUGCGGCCGCUACUCCUGCCACUGGCACAGACGGCGCUGCCGACCCUGCAACUGCCGCUCCUAAGGCCGAGGAACCUGCUGCGGAUGCUGCUGCUGCGGCUCCCUCGCAGGAUACUACCGAGACUCCGGCCAAGCAAGAGCCGGCCAAAUGA
This is a messenger RNA of Penicillium cosmopolitanum, 2061 nucleotides long. RefSeq lists its product as uncharacterized. The coding region runs from base 1 to 2061 and encodes 686 amino acids. Gene Ontology annotation, cellular component: endoplasmic reticulum membrane. NCBI's taxonomy places the organism in Eukaryota, Fungi, Ascomycota, Eurotiomycetes, Eurotiales, Aspergillaceae. The record is from RefSeq and is a predicted model, not a curated record. The transcript has 10 exons. Gene Ontology annotation, biological process: karyogamy involved in conjugation with cellular fusion; nuclear membrane fusion involved in karyogamy.